Molecule: messenger RNA, 2597 nt
Organism: Merops nubicus (carmine bee-eater)
Lineage: Eukaryota; Metazoa; Chordata; Aves; Coraciiformes; Meropidae
Gene: KDM5B
Product: lysine (K)-specific demethylase 5B
Exons: 15
Biological process (GO): chromatin remodeling
Cellular component (GO): nucleus
Molecular function (GO): histone demethylase activity
Source: RefSeq, a predicted model, not a curated record
CCAGGGAAUUGUUGUACACAAAGUUUGUAGAAGUGGAGGCAGAAAUGAAGUCAUCAGUUGUGUCUCUCUAGUGCUUGCAGAAGCCGGACCUGGCCAGCGACACGAAGGACAAGGAGUACAAGCCCCACGACAUCCCCCAGAGGCAGUCGGUCCAGCCCUCGGAAAGCUGUCCCCCCGCCCGCCGCGCCAAGCGCCUGAGGGCAGAGGCAACCAAUAUUAAGACUGAAUCUGACGCUCCCGAAGCCAGAACUCACAAUCUGAGGCGCAGGAUGGGAUGUGCACCUCCCAAGUGUGAAAGUGAAAAGGAAAUUCAUAGCACAGUGAAACUUCCUGAGAAGAAAGAACAAGCUGGGGAGCCAGAGAAAGACAAAUCCAAAGUCCGAUCCAAAAAACCCACUAAUGCUGUGGAUUUGUAUGUGUGUCUCUUAUGUGGCAGUGGUAACGAUGAGGACCGUCUCCUGUUGUGUGAUGGCUGUGAUGACAGUUACCAUACUUUUUGUUUAAUUCCACCCCUUCAUGAUGUUCCCAAAGGGGACUGGAGGUGUCCCCAGUGUUUGGCUCAGGAGUGUAAUAAGCCUCAAGAAGCAUUUGGGUUUGAACAAGCAGCAAGGGACUACACGCUUCGGACGUUUGGAGAAAUGGCAGAUGCCUUCAAGUCAGACUAUUUUAACAUGCCAGUACACAUGGUCCCCACCGAGCUGGUUGAAAAGGAAUUCUGGAGACUUGUUAGUACCAUUGAAGAGGAUGUGACAGUAGAAUAUGGAGCUGAUAUUGCUUCAAAGGAAUUUGGCAGUGGCUUCCCAGUUAGGGGUGGGAAAUUUAAAGUGAGACCAGAUGAAGAGGAAUACCUUGAUAGUGGCUGGAACUUAAACAACAUGCCUGUGAUGGAGCAGUCUGUUCUUGCUCACAUCACUGCAGACAUAUGUGGGAUGAAGUUACCCUGGCUGUAUGUGGGGAUGUGCUUUUCCUCAUUUUGUUGGCAUAUAGAAGACCACUGGAGCUACUCCAUUAACUAUCUGCAUUGGGGGGAGCCUAAAACGUGGUAUGGAGCCCCAGGGUAUGCAGCUGAACAGCUGGAGGAUGUGAUGAAGAAGCUUGCUCCAGAGCUGUUUGAAUCUCAGCCAGAUCUCUUGCACCAGCUUGUCACCAUAAUGAACCCCAACACUUUGAUGGCCCACGGAGUGCCCGUUUAUCGAACCAAUCAGUGUGCUGGAGAGUUUGUGAUCACCUUUCCAAGAGCUUAUCACAGUGGCUUCAAUCAGGGUUUCAAUUUUGCUGAAGCUGUGAACUUCUGCACAGUUGAUUGGCUGCCGCUGGGCCGCCAGUGCGUGGAGCAUUACCGGCUGCUGCACCGCUACUGCGUCUUCUCCCACGACGAGAUGAUCUGUAAAAUGGCCUCCAAGGCAGACGUCCUGGAUGUUGUGGUGGCAUCUAUGGUUCAGAAGGACAUGGCUAUUAUGAUUGAAGAUGAGACGAUGCUGCGUGAGAAGGUUGAUAAACUGGGAGUGACUGACUCAGAGAGAGUGGCCUUUGAGCUGUUUCCUGACGAUGAGCGACAGUGCUUGAAGUGCAAAACCACCUGCUUCAUGUCUGCAGUUUAUUGUCCAUGCAAGCCUGGGCUACUCGUCUGCUUGUACCACGUUGAGGAUCUCUGUUCCUGUCCCACCUACAAAUACAAACUGGGGUACCGCUAUACCCUGGAGGAGCUCUACCCAAUGAUGAAUGCCCUGAAGAUGAGAGCUGAGUCCUACAACGAGUGGGCUUCCAACGUUAACGAAGCUCUGGAGGCAAAGAUUAACAAUAAAAAAAGUCUCAUCAGUUUUAAGGCUUUGAUAGAAGAAUCAGAAAUUAAGAAGUUUCCAGACAAUGAUCUACUGCGACACCUCAGGCUGGUUACACAGGAUGCAGACAAAUGUGCCUCGGUUGCACAGCAGCUUCUUAAUGGCAAAAGACAAACAAGGUACCGCUCUGGGGGAGGGAAGUGUCCCAACCAGCUGACGGUGGACGAGCUGCGGCUCUUCGUGCGGCAGCUCUACGCCCUGCCCUGCCUGCUCAGCCAGACACCCCUGCUCAAGGAUCUUCUCGAUCGCGUGGAAGCUUUCCAGCAGCAAAGUGAAAGGCUCCUGUCUGAAGAAAUGCCCAGUGCUGCAGAGCUGCAGGAGCUGCUGGAUGUCAGCUUCGACUUCGACGUCGACCUGCCCCAGCUGGGGGAGCUGCGGACGCGGCUGGAGCAGGCGCGCUGGCUGGAGGAGGUGCAGCUGGCUUCCUCAGAGCAGAACUCCCUCACUCUAGACGACAUGAGGCGUCUGAUAGACUCAGGGGUUGGACUCGCCCCCUACCCAGCAGUUGAGAAAGCGAUGGCAAAGCUGCAGGAGCUCCUUACUGUGUCUGAACACUGGGAUGACAAAGCCAGAAAUCUGAUAAAGGCCAGGUAGAAGCUAAACCUUAGUGCUGCAUUUUGUAGUUCCACGAGCUGUUUAAACUGGAAACAGUUGGCUUCACUUCUGAAGGGGCUCUCUUUUGUUCACAACCUGAAGGCAAAAGUUGUGCCAUCCAGAAGGGGAAGGGCUGGAGGUGGGAAACAAGUGAUUGAGUGA